Hyla sarda is the source of this 3942-nucleotide messenger RNA. RefSeq names its product CMP-N-acetylneuraminate-beta-galactosamide-alpha-2,3-sialyltransferase 4-like. The transcript is spliced from 16 exons. NCBI's taxonomy places the organism in Eukaryota, Metazoa, Chordata, Amphibia, Anura, Hylidae. Gene Ontology annotation, molecular function: sialyltransferase activity. Gene Ontology annotation, biological process: glycolipid biosynthetic process. The coding region runs from base 963 to 2024 and encodes 353 amino acids. The record is from RefSeq and is a predicted model, not a curated record.
GGCCAUGCUGUCAGUACUAUCACCCCCUCCCCCUCCUCCGGUCUCCUCCCUCGGAGCCGCCGCGCUCUGUACCCUCCUCCGGGCUGCCCAUUCUGCAGGCACCGAGUACCCGGGAGCGGUUUAUACGUGGUGGAAAUUGACCCUCCAUUCUGCAAAACAUUUCAGCUCUGCGAACUUUCUGUAGAACCUAGAACAUUACAACCACUGAUCCAUCAAGAACCAUUCCAUUGCCUCAUCUAGGCCGAAGCCUCCCCACCAUGGCUCCUCUUUUACACAAUAUUAGAACGAAUGUCUGCAGCCAAGGACUGCACUGUGUUUAAUAUGGAUUCUGGACCCAACACAACGUCACAAGUACAGUGAUCUCUCUGGAAUUAUAAUACUGGGCCCCGGGGGCCAUCAAACCUACACAAUUACCUGUCAUCCCAAGAACAAAGCAACUGGACUCUAGAACCUGUACUAGACCUGAACCUCUUGAACAAUCUCUCCAUAAGGAACCAGAUAAGGUUUAAAGGAGAAGUAUUGUGGCUGGAAGAAAUUGUCAUGAUGGCCCGGACCAGAUGGAGCAAAGAGGGGGACGACGCAGAUUUUUGAAGACGUAUCUUGUGAGUUGCUGUAUAAAGCAGCUGUAAUCUACAUACCCACAGAGGAAAAAGUUCAUUUUCAUGACAGUUCGUCUGCUCCACCGUCUCAGCGCAUCCGUCUUAUUCAUCAGAUCUUUUCUGAAACUGUCAGGUGACAGGUGACCCGCUGUAGCGAUGACAUGCACAGGAUUCCAGUGUGAUGAGCGGAUCAGGAUCUAGCCCCGUCAUUCUUCCCCAUCUGACACCUAUUCAGGAGGGUCCUGUCGACUCAAGAUCCCCUUAAAGUUUUUGGACUUGACUGCUUCCAUGGGAAACUGUGUGUGAGGGACAGUCUACAGGAGCUCUAUGGAACAUUGAUGUCCCUGAGAGGAGUGUAGAGGCAUGCUGGUUGCUGACCAUGAAAUCUGUCAGAGAGGUAAUGGUUUUUCGACGACCAAAAUGAACAGUAAACAAGGAUGGAGAGCCGGCGCUGCCUUCCUUACUGUCAUGUUCUGCUUCGGGAUGUUGUGGUACUUACAAGUGGACACCUACAUACCCAGGUCCUAUGUAAAUGUCGGAGCCAUGUGCGCUCCAGGUGACGUCGCUUCCAAAGCAGCUUCUAUGAUCAGCAAUUACUCCAGGAAUCACCCCGUCUUCUUGGCGAUGAGCGACUAUUUCUGGGUGAAGAACGAGUCCCGCUAUCCUUUACCGUACGGCAUGAAAGGAAGUGAGGAUCUACUGAUGAAAUUUCUGGCGUUGUCUAAUCGAUACCACGUGCCUCAAGAUAUAGAGAGGUUGCGGUGCAGACGGUGUGUGGUGGUCGGAAAUGGACACCGGCUGAAGAACAGCUCUUUGGGUGAAACCAUCAAUAAAUACGACGUGGUGAUCAGAUUGAACAAUGCUCCGGUCCACAAAUACGAGAAGGACGUUGGCAGUAAGACCACCAUGAGAUUCUUCUACCCAGAAUCGGCCGACUUUGACCCUCAGCUGGACAACAACCCGGAGACCCUGCUGGUGCUGGUGCCGUUUAAGCCUCUGGACAUCCAAUGGAUGAAGAUUAUUCUGAAUAAUGAAAAGAGGGUCCGUAAAGGAUUUUGGAAGAUGCCCCCUCUAAUUUGGGAGGUGACCCCUCAAAAUACACGGAUCCUGAACCCCUAUUAUAUGGAGGUGACAGCCACCAAGAUCCUGGACGUCAUUAUCGCUGAGCAGAAGGGCUCAAAAAAGAUGAAAGCGAAACCAACUACUGGCAUGUUGGCGAUCACCUUUGCCCUCCACUUCUGUGACCUGGUUGACAUUGCCGGAUUUGGUUACCCAGCACUAUCCAACAAGAAGCAGCCGAUUCAUUACUACGAGAAAGUGACUCUAAAAUCCAUGUCGGAAUCCGGACAUAACAUCACACUAGAAGCUAUUGCAAUAAGGAACCUGCUCCAGCACCAGCUCAUUCACAACCUCACCUACUUCUGAGGGGUCCUGGAUGUGGUGAACCCCCCGCAACUGUGAGGACAGUAUGCUGGACACGCUGCGCCUGGCAGACUCUACAAGACUUAUGUGCAAUACCCACCUUCCUAAAACCUUGUACAGAAUCUCUCCCUGCACUGGGCGGAGCGGCUGUCACUGGGCAGAGCGGCUGUCACUGGGCGGAGCAGCUGUCACUGGGCAGAGCGGCUGUCACUGGGCGGAGCGGCUGUCACUGGGCGGAGCUGCUGUCACUGGGCAGAGCACUCUGCACCGCGCACACGCACGUUCUGGGCUACUAGAUGGAGAAGUGUUGACUAAACUCUUAAUUUAAUUUUAUAUUGAUUUUUUUAAAGAACAAAAACCUAUAAUAUUUAUUUAAUACUUUGGUGCCAUUCGCACCGUGACGAAUUAUGGAUGACGGUGGUUGUUGCCGCCCUCCUCUGUAUAGAGAAGACGAUGAAUGAUAUGAUAGAUUUUGGGAUUUCUCUGCGGCCUUGGAUCCCUUACUUUUUUUUUCUUUUUCUACACGAUUUUCACCUUCAAUGUAUAAUAUUUGUAAAUUUUGUGACUUUUCCCUGAAGGAGAAGAUUGGAUGAGACGCUGGACGUAUCGGAUUAAAGGGGCGGGACCCCGUGCUAUGUGCCAAUUCUAUGUUCUCAAAUAUUUAGGGGGCAGAAAUAUGUGGAUACGGAGGUCGUCAGCCCUUGUCUCAUCAGAUGACAGGGGGGAGGGUGUUGGUGACAUCCACCAAUAAUAAUAUGCUGCUGCUUUUAUGUUUAGCUCUUUAUCUCCUAUUGGUAGAACUGGAAGAGAACUUCAUAUUAAAUAAUUUGGUCCUUGAGUCCAUUUCGGGGGCCCUUGUACCUUCAGUGCCUUGAUUUCUCAUUUGUCCAUUGUUAUAAUUGCUUUUAUGGUAACUUAAAUGCAGACUGAAAAUGACUAUAUAAAAUCUAUAUGGAACCUUAGUUCCACCCCUGAGGAUCAUUCUGUAUACACACUAUUGAGUAACUUUAUAAAUAAUUUGCCUUUAUAGGAUUUAUACUCCAGUCACAUCCAGAGCUGAUUUAAAGGUGUACUCCCGUGGAAAACAUUUUUUUUUUAAUCAACUGGUGACAGAAUGUUAAACCUUUGUAAAUGACUUCUAUUUAAAAAUAUUAAUCCUUCCAGUACUUAUCAGCUGCUGUAUAAUACAAAUGAAGUUCUUUUUGAAUUUCUUUUCUGUCUGACCACAGUGCUCUCUGUCCAUGUCAGGAACUGUCCAGAGCAGGAGCGGUUUGCUAUAGGGAUUUGCUCCUGCACUGGCCAGUUCUUGACACUGUUGUAGGGUAUAAGGCCCCGUUCACACGGAGUAAUUCAAGAGGAAUUUACUCGAGUAAUUCCUCUUGAAUUCUCCGCUCCAAAUUAAUGCCCAUCUCCUCUGCCCAUUUCUGCUGUCCUGUUCACACUGCGGAAAUUCUGCUAGCAGAAUUUUGACGCUGAAUUCCGUUCCGCUGUUCAUUCUUCAAGCGGAAUCCACUAGCAGAAAUCAAUUGAAGUCAAUGGUAAAAAAAAAUUUCGCCCGACAUCGUUUUUGCGCGCAAUUUACGUGCAAUUCGCGCGGAAAUGGCUGAACAACCCUUCACUUCUCUCUCCCCCAUUUCCGCGCAAAAAUAACAUUCUUUUUUCCACCGUAAAUUUUUCGGCGUGAAUUACUCUUGAUUUACUCCGUGUGAAAGCACCCUAAGUGUGAACACCACCUUCUUUGGAAACAUUCCCCUCCUAUUGGUCAGUGACUGAUCGCUGAGAAUAUAAUGACUGACACUUUCCCCACCCCUUCGAGUGAAGGGGUGACUUCUCUUCCGCUUCUACCAAAUCUCUUUUUUUAAUUUUUUAUCCGUAACAAGCAAAAUAAAAUAAAAAAACACACACAACCCUGAAAACUAAA